UACGAGAAGAUGCAGGCACAGGAAAUACUGCGGAGCUUGAGGCUGCCAGAGUUUGAUGACUUCAGCCAGUUCUUCAGAAGUGUCCCGGCUACAGCAUUAGUGGGGAUAGGUGCAUUUGCCGCAGUUAUUGCAUAUUGGUUGGCCAGUCGGCCAAAAGCUCUCAAACCGCCAUGCAAUCUCCUAAUGCAGUCAGAGGAAUGUGAGGGCAGUGAUGGUGCUCGACAUUCUGUAUUAGGUGAUAGCCCAAAGCUUCUUACUCACUAUUAUGAUGAUGCCAGAACUAUGUAUGAAGUUUUCCAGAGAGGCCUGCACAUAUCUGAGAAUGGGCCAUGUCUAGGAUCCAGAAAACCCAACCAACCUUAUGAAUGGCUUUCAUAUAAAGAGGUUUCAGACAGAGCAGAGUGCUUAGGAUCAGGAUUAUUGCAGCAGGGAUGCAAGGCUUCACCAGAUCAGUUUAUUGGGGUCUUUGCCCAGAACCGACCAGAGUGGAUCAUCUCAGAGCUUGCCUGCUAUACAUAUUCAAUGGUGGUUGUUCCCCUGUAUGACACCUUGGGUCAAGGAGCUAUUCGAUACAUUAUUAACACAGCUGAUAUUUCUACAGUAAUUUGUGACAAGCCAGAAAAAGCAAGACUACUAUUGGAACAUGUAGAGAAAGGAGAAACACCAGCACUCAAAUCUGUUGUUCUCAUGGAUCCUGCAGAUAAACAACUGAUAGAAAGAGGAAGAAAAUGUGCGGUUCGCAUUCAAAACAUGCAUGAAUUGGAGGAAUGUGGAAGAAAUCAUAGGAGAUCCCCUGUGCCACCUAAACCAGAAGAUCUUUCGAUUGUGUGUUUUACCAGUGGCACCACAGGCUACCCCAAAGGUGCAAUGCUUACUCACGGGAAUGUAGUGGCGGACUUUUCUGGCUUUUUGAAAGUGACAGAGAAAGUGAUCUUUCCGACGCAGGACGAUGUGCUCAUCUCCUUCUUACCUCUGGCUCACAUGUUUGAAAGAGUUAUACAGUCAGUGGUGUAUUGUCAUGGGGGGCGAAUUGGAUUCUUCCAAGGUGAUAUACGACUUUUAUCAGAUGACAUGAAGACUUUGAGGCCUACUAUAUUUCCAGUUGUUCCAAGACUACUAAACAGAAUGUAUGACAAGAUCUUUAGCCAAGCAGAUACACCAGUUAAGCGCUGGAUACUUGAAUUUGCAUCUAAAAGAAAGGAGGCAGAAGUGCGCAGAGGAAUUAUUCGAAACAAUAGUAUAUGGGAUAGGCUACUUUUUAAUAAAGUACAGGCAAGCCUUGGAGGUUGUGUUAGAAUGAUUGUAACAGGUGCAGCACCAGCCUCCCCUACUGUUCUGGGAUUUCUACGAGCAGCUCUUGGAUGUCAGGUUUAUGAAGGCUAUGGACAGACAGAAUGUACUGCUGGAUGUACCUUCACUACUCCAGGGGACUGGACCUCAGGACAUGUUGGGGCCCCAUUACCUUGUAAUUUUAUCAAACUUGUUGAUGUGGUAGAGAUGAACUACUUUGCUUCUAAAGGGGAGGGAGAGAUAUGUGUCAAAGGACCAAAUGUCUUUAAAGGUUACCUUAAAGACAAGAUAAAAACAAUGGAAGCAUUGGACAAUGAUGGUUGGCUUUACACUGGAGAUAUUGGAAAGUGGCUGCCAAAUGGAACACUUAAAAUUAUAGACCGGAAAAAACACAUAUUCAAACUGGCACAAGGAGAGUACAUUGCUCCAGAAAAAAUUGAGAACAUUUAUAUCCGUAGUGAACCAGUAUCGCAAAUAUAUGUCCAUGGAGACAGCCUGCAGGCUUUUUUAGUUGGCAUAGUUGUCCCUGAUGCAGAGGUAAUGCCAGGAUGGGCCAAGAAGAAAGGGUUUGAGGGAUCAUUUAGAGAACUCUGCAACGAUAUAGAAUUUAAAAAAGCAAUUAUGGAUGACAUGGUGAGAUUAGGAAAAGAGAGUGGCCUGCAUUCUUUUGAGCAGGUGAAAGCAAUCCACAUCCACACAGAAAUGUUCUCAGUUCAAAAUGGUUUAUUGACUCCAACACUAAAGGCUAAACGACCUGAAUUAAGAGAUUUCUUCAAAAAGCAGAUAGAAGAGCUUUACAAGAGUGUUUCGGUGUAAAGCACAUUAGUAAAUAUUUAUGACGAUGAACCUCACCAUUAAAAUUUACAUGAUAUGCAUCCAUGGUAUUCAAAAUAAUUUGGACUUGGGUCUCUUUUUCCUGUUUUUUUAUCCAUAUUUUGUUGCAAUGCUUGGAAUGUAAAAAAAAGCAAAGAAAGACACAAAGAAUUUUUAACCUCAAUAUUGUUUUAAAGUACUAGUAGCAUGACUUUGAAACGAUAUUUAUAUAAAAUCAGCCUAAAGAUUAAAAUAAAUUACUACAAUAACCCAACAAAUCCUCAAAAAGAACACUUUUUUAUUGUUAUGUUUUUUUUUCUUUUAAGAAAUAAAAAAUGAAAUAUCUUAAUUUUGUUGGGAAACAAAUAAAACAUGACCGAUUAAUGUAUCAUAUGAUGUUAUUAGGGCAUUACAGUCCUUUUUAUAUUAGAAUAAUCUUGCAUAAACUGUAGAAUGUGAAAUAGUAAAAAAUAAUUUUGAAUAAAAAAACAACAACUUAAAAAGGUAA
Molecule: messenger RNA, 2611 nt
Organism: Bombina bombina (fire-bellied toad)
Lineage: Eukaryota; Metazoa; Chordata; Amphibia; Anura; Bombinatoridae
Gene: ACSL6
Product: acyl-CoA synthetase long chain family member 6
Exons: 20
Coding region: 10-2106 (698 amino acids)
Biological process (GO): very long-chain fatty acid metabolic process; long-chain fatty acid metabolic process; long-chain fatty-acyl-CoA biosynthetic process
Cellular component (GO): membrane; endoplasmic reticulum
Molecular function (GO): arachidonate-CoA ligase activity
Source: RefSeq, a predicted model, not a curated record